Brassica oleracea var. oleracea is the source of this 391-nucleotide messenger RNA. Its product is annotated as ubiquitin domain-containing protein DSK2a-like. Lineage: Eukaryota; Viridiplantae; Streptophyta; Magnoliopsida; Brassicales; Brassicaceae. The coding region runs from base 1 to 267 and encodes 88 amino acids. The record is from RefSeq and is a predicted model, not a curated record. Gene Ontology annotation, cellular component: cytosol. Gene Ontology annotation, biological process: ubiquitin-dependent protein catabolic process. Gene Ontology annotation, molecular function: polyubiquitin modification-dependent protein binding. The transcript has 4 exons.
AUGAGGUUGAGGGCUAAGAAUCCGGAGUUCCUUCGUAUGCUUAGCUCCCCAGAGACAAUGCAGCAAAUGAUGAGUCUGCAGCAAUCACUUUUAUCUGGAAAUAGGAGUACUACCACAGUACCUCCUGAGGAGCUAUACGCCACACAAUUGCUACAGCUAGAGGAAAUGGGAUUCUUUGACAGAGCAGAGAACAUUAGGGCGUUGCGUGCAACCAACGGCAACGUUAACGCUGCUGUAGAAAGACUCUUGGGGAGUAUCGGCCAGUGACUUCUCACACAAUCUACCUCAAAAAAACUUUUUCUAACUUUCCCUUCCAAUGUAUAGACACUCUUUGAUUAACUUCUCUUUGAAAUUGUUAUUUGGUCUGGUAAUGUCGAUUUAUUAUACUUUU